AUGUAUCGACUUGAAAUUCGAUCAAUAAAUUCCAGACAAUACCAAGAUGACACUGUGAGCUGUAGAAAGAAAUGUGAUCGUCGUAUAAAAACUGCCAUGGCCUCAGCCCCGAAAAUCGCCAAGUACCACGAGACAAGUGAGAUCGCUUUAUGUCUUUUGAGAUGCCGGAAGGACAUAUUUGGAGACCAUCGAACCGUCCGUAAGAUAUCGACAUAUCACGACUUGGAGGAACAGAAACCCUAUCAAUACAUGCAUAUCUGCUAUUAUCACCCGGGCGAACUUUCGAUGGCAGUGCAGUCAGCGUACACAUUUUUGGUGGCCAAUCCAGAUGAUAAGGAUAUAAUUCAAAGAUGA
This is a messenger RNA of Caenorhabditis remanei, 354 nucleotides long. RefSeq lists its product as uncharacterized. Gene Ontology annotation, molecular function: collagen binding. The transcript is spliced from 2 exons. Gene Ontology annotation, biological process: collagen fibril organization. Gene Ontology annotation, cellular component: endoplasmic reticulum. The record is from RefSeq and is a predicted model, not a curated record. Lineage: Eukaryota; Metazoa; Nematoda; Chromadorea; Rhabditida; Rhabditidae. Bases 1 to 354 code for a protein of 117 amino acids.